AUGCGGGAUGCAAAGUGGGACAUUGUGCAUGAAAGUUCUACUCACGGGUGUUCACCUAUUGUUUAGCAGGCAGCUCUGCCCAGGAGGGCCGACCCCACUGAGCUGAAAGCCAUUUUUGAAAAGUACGCCAGCGUCAGGGAGAAUGACGAGCGUUUCACGUCGCCAGAGGACUUUGUGGGCCGUUUCCUCCGCGCCCACACACACAUCCAGCUGUCGGACGAGGCCACAAGGCUGCUGGCCGGAGUGGUGGAUCAGAAGAAAGAUGGGUCAGGUGAUGGCGCUGACGGGGGUCCGCUCGGCGGUGGCCCCGUGGACCACGGGCCACCGCAGUUGAUGGAGUUUGUCGCGUUCGAGUCGGUGCUGUGUGACCCGGACUCCCUCUUCAUGGUGGCCUUCCUUCUCUUCGAUUAAGCGGGCAGCGGGAUGACCACCUUUGAGGACGUGAAGCACGUCUACAGCCAGACCACCAUCCACCAGCACAUCCCCUUCAACUGGGACUGUGAGUUGUACCGGAGGGGGAGGGACAGGCAGCUCAGCUACACACAGUUCACCCAGUUUCUCCUGGAGAUGCAGCUGGAAGACGCGCAGCAGGCUUUCAUCCAGCGGGACCGAGCCCUGGACUUCAGGGACAUGAUGGUCACCGUCCGGCCGCACAUGCUCACAUCCUCUGUGGAGGAAUGCCUCGUGGCGGUGGGUUUUUCGCUGUCCCACCAGGUCAGCUUUUCCUACUUCAACGGCUUCAACUCACUCCUCAACAACGUGGAGCUGAUGAGGGAGACCUGCAGCAGAGAUGUGCGAGUCACCAAAGAUGUGCUGGUUUUAGUGGACAUUGAGCAGAUCGCUCCGCUGGAGGAAGGCACGCUUCCCUACAACUUGGCCGAGGUCCAGAGACAGCAGUUGGGCAUCGGCGCCCCCCGCCCCGUCCUGGUCCAGGUGGCGGAGUCGGCCUACAGGUUCACCCUUGGCUCGGCGGCAGGGGCUGUGGGUGCCACAGCAGUGUACCCCAUUGAUCUGGUGAAGACACGCAUGCAAAACCAGAGGACCAGUGGCUCCCUGGUGGGAGAGCUCAUGUCCAAAAACAGCUCCGAUGGCUUCAAGAAAGUGGUGCGCUACGAGAGCGUUUCCGAGGUCAGUGUGCACGAGGGGACAAAUUUAGACCUCACCCGGGGUCUUGUACCACAGCUACUGGGUGUGGCGCCCGAGAAAGCCAUAAAGCUCACAAUGAAUGACUUUGUGGAAGGAAAGACCAGGCAGAGAGAUGGAAACGUCCCGUUAGCAGCUGAGAUCGUGGCCGGUGGAUGUGCCGGUGGCUCCCAGGUGAUCUUGACCAACCCGCCGGAGACUGUAAAGAUCCGUCUGCAGGUGGCAGGAGAGAUCACGGCGGGGCCGAGGGUCAGCGCCCUGUCCGUCAUCAGGGACCUCGGCUUCUUUGGGCGGUACGAGGGUUCCAAGGCCUGUUUCCUGAGGGACAUCCCCUUCUCACCCUGCUACGCCCACCUGAAGGCUCACCUCAGUGAGGAGGACGGCGGGAUAGGACCGGCCAAGAUGCUGUCUGCUGGAGCCACUGCAGGCAUGCCAGCAGCCUCUCUUGUGACCCCCGGCGGACGUUCAAGAGCCAGGCUACAGGUGGCGGCACGUGCCGGUCAAACCACCUACAGCGGCCGGGUGGACUGUUUCUGGAAGGUUCUGAGAGAAGAAGGGCCCCGGGCUUUCUGGAAAGGAGCUGGAGCUCGUGUGUUCAGAUCCUCGCCUCAGUUUGGAGUGACCGUGGUGACCUAUGACCUCCUGCAGCGCUGGUUCUACGUCGACUUUGGAGGACGAAGGCCGGCUGGCUCGGAGCCCACCCCGAAGUCUCGGAUCCGCCUGUGGGCGCCAAACCCCGCCCACACGGGGGGCCUCAGGUCGGCCGUGGCCACGUUCGCAGGCAUCGGGAGCAGGUUUGGUCUCCCACGCUGCUCAGUGGCGACGGCGGCAGAGGCCCCCGCCGGUGUAAACCCACCCCCCCCCCCCCUCAACCUCCGUGGUUCAAGGGAGCAGGGGUGA
Messenger RNA from Pungitius pungitius (ninespine stickleback), 2043 nucleotides. Its product is annotated as electrogenic aspartate/glutamate antiporter SLC25A13, mitochondrial. The record is from RefSeq and is a predicted model, not a curated record. Gene Ontology annotation, molecular function: L-aspartate transmembrane transporter activity; L-glutamate transmembrane transporter activity. NCBI's taxonomy places the organism in Eukaryota, Metazoa, Chordata, Actinopteri, Perciformes, Gasterosteidae. Gene Ontology annotation, biological process: malate-aspartate shuttle; L-glutamate transmembrane transport; aspartate transmembrane transport.